Messenger RNA from Trifolium pratense (red clover), 1092 nucleotides. Its product is annotated as polygalacturonase-like. The coding region runs from base 1 to 1092 and encodes 363 amino acids. Lineage: Eukaryota; Viridiplantae; Streptophyta; Magnoliopsida; Fabales; Fabaceae. Gene Ontology annotation, biological process: carbohydrate metabolic process. The record is from RefSeq and is a predicted model, not a curated record. Gene Ontology annotation, molecular function: polygalacturonase activity. The transcript is spliced from 4 exons.
AUGGGCCUUAUUUGGUUAUACAUUUACAUGCAGGCUUUUAUGGAUGGAUGGCAAGCAACAUGCAAGUCCAAAGAACAAGCCAGGCUUCUAAUCCCUCCAGGCACAUUCCUUGUUUCUUCAAUGUUCUUUUCAGGCCCAUGUUUGACUCCAGGGCCUGUAACAAUCCAAGUUGUAGGCACAGUUUUGGCCACAACAGAUAUAAGUGAAUAUGAGAAUAGUGAAUGGCUCAUGUUUCAACAUAUAGAAGGGCUUAAACUUCUUGGUGGAGGUACUUUUGAUGGGCAAGGUCAGGAUUCAUGGGAACAUAAUCAAAAUUGUGAAGCUGACCCAACUGACCAAUGUGUUAGGGCCCCAAGUAACCUUUAUUUUGAUAGAGUGACAAAUGGAGUUAUACAGAACAUCAAAUCUGUAAAUCCAAAAGGCUUUCACAUUUUUGUUACUAACUCUGGAAACAUGAGACUUCGAUUAAUUAAGAUCAAUGCACCAGCUACAAGCCCAAAUACUGAUGGUAUUCAUAUAAGUCAUUCAAUCAAUGUGAAAAUAUCAAGAACAAGUAUUGAAACAGGGGAUGAUUGUGUCUCCAUGAUACAAGGAGUCAAUAAUGUUACAAUCAAGAGACUCAAGUGUGGUCCAGGACAUGGUUUAAGUAUUGGAAGUCUUGGAAAGUAUCAAGAUGAGCUACCUGUGAAUGGUAUUAGAGUCCAGGCAACCACAUUAGUUGGCACAACCAAUGGCCUCAGAAUUAAAUCAUGGCCAGAUAAGUAUACAGGUUCUGCAUCAGAUAUACAUUUCAUUGGCAUUACUAUGGAAAAUGUUAAAAAUCCUAUCAUCAUUGACCAAGAAUAUGAAUGCGAUCCAGAAUGCAAAAAGAAGCCAUCACUUGUAAAGAUAAACAAUAUAGGAUUUAUAAAUAUAAAGGGAACAACAAUUUCUCCAAUUGCAGUAGACUUAAGAUGUAGCAAGCAAUUCCCUUGCCAAGAUGUUCAACUUCGUAACAUAGACCUCAAGCUUGGUACCAACCCUACUACAUCUAGAUGUGCCAAUAUCAAACCUAUCUAUAGUGGCAUACAAAUACCACCACCAUGCCCAUAA